GCUGCAAAUAAAAUAAAGCUAAAAUACUACCGUUAUUUGUAUCCGGCAGCCUAAUAAAUCCCUUCUCUCUUUGCCCGCUAACGCAUUUCCUCUUCACAGAAGGCAAACAUGGCCGGCCCUGCAUCAAAACUCGCCGUUAUCUCUCCCUUCCUUAUCGUCCUCCUCCUUUCUCCGCUGUCAAACGGCCAGCUGGAAGUUGAGGAUGAGAAGGAGUUCAGCUACGAGGUGGGGAGCGAGAACGGGCCGGAUAACUGGGGGCAAAUCCAUGAAGACUGGGCGGCUUGCGGGGUCGGAAAGCUUCAGUCGCCCAUUGAUCUUAAAGACGAGCGGGUCGAGGUGGUGGAUGGGCUCGGCCUUCUCCGGCGAACUUACCGGCCAGCUCCUGCCGUUAUGAAGAACAGAGGGCAUGAUAUCAUGUUGAAAUGGGAGGGGGAUGCAGGAGGUUUGUGGAUUAAUGGCACCGAGUAUAAGCUUAAGCAACUCCAUUGGCAUUCUUCUUCGGAGCACACCAUCAAUGAACACAGGUAUCAUUUGGAGCUGCACAUGGUCCACGAGAGCGCUUAUAAAAAGAUCGCUGUGGUGGGCAUCUUGUACCAACUGGGACGUCCUGAUCGGUUCCUGGCAAAGGUGGCUAGUUAUAUUAAAAAACUGACGGAUUUGGAGGAAGGAGCGGAAGAGAAGUUGGGUUGGGUGAAUCCGUGGAGAGUGAGGUGGGGUAGCAAAAAGUAUUACAGGUACAUGGGCUCGCUUACAACUCCACCUUGCACCGAAGGCGUUACAUGGACGAUCAUAAAAAAGAUUCGAACUGUUUCAAGAGAACAGGUGAGGCUACUACGAGAGGCUGUCCAUGAUGAAUUCGAAGACAAUGCUAGACCUACACAACCAAUAAACGAAAGGGACGUUUUUAUGUACCGUCCAAAGUAUAAUUGGCAUUAAUUAUUUCGAUUUAUGCCUGUUCUUGUUUUAAACUAUGAUAUAUAAACAGUUUUAUUUGUAUUUAUAACAUAAUUUUAUGUCAAUUUACAUUUCUGCA
This is a messenger RNA of Dendrobium catenatum, 1033 nucleotides long. Its product is annotated as alpha carbonic anhydrase 7. The transcript is spliced from 7 exons. Gene Ontology annotation, molecular function: zinc ion binding; carbonate dehydratase activity. The coding region runs from base 109 to 936 and encodes 275 amino acids. NCBI's taxonomy places the organism in Eukaryota, Viridiplantae, Streptophyta, Magnoliopsida, Asparagales, Orchidaceae. The record is from RefSeq and is a predicted model, not a curated record.